UAUUAACCAAAUUUACAAAAUUCACAUAAAUAUAUCGUUACUAUAGUAACUAAGAUGCAAAUAAUAAUCUAAAUAUUAUUGACAAGGCUCAUUCAUUUUCGGUAUAAGAGCAGCCUCACCAUCUAUUUAAGUUUGGUCGUCAUGAAUAUGGACAAUAACGCCUGGGUUUUUGACUCUUUAGUUGGUUUUCUACAUGGACCCGUGUGGAAUGUUCCUUUACAAACAUUUAUUGAAGAAAAAUCUUUGCCUUUCGAACCUUCGGAUGAUGGAGAAGUUGUUGACAGGCCAGAUUAUAAGAAAAUACACGAUGAAUAUAGGAACUUGGUGGACGUGAUGCUUGGAUCGUUUAUGGAUGACAUCGGCAUCUCGGCAGAUCAAUUUGAAGCGGCAUGUCGCCUCUCCGCGAGUGAUUUAGCGGGGCUUCCCACGUACUUUCACAAACGUCUAUUUGAGCAGAUAUGGGCCGCUAACGACUACGAAAUGUUCGUUAAAAUGAUGACACAUAAAAAUGUGGAAUUACAAUUGCAGGCUUUGGAUUUAAUUGAAAAACGAUACGGCACUAUGCCAAGUUUAUUCUCGUGUGACGGUGAAGAGCUGGAUUCCUCACAAAGUGACGAAAGCGUCGAAUGGCCGGAUAACGAUGACGUCAUGAUUGAAAUUAAGAAACUGAAACUUGACGACUCGGAUACCGACGAGGUUACAGUCCCACCAGAAGAGGUUAAGGCUGAAAAGCAAACUCUUCUGACGAAACUGCAUAGUUUUGAGAAAAGAGAUGAGAUCAAAGUGGUAGAAACCCCCAAAGAAAAACCAAAAGUUAAGAUUCCAGUGGUCGUUGUACCGAAAAAGCCAGAGGUAUCGGAAGAAGAAAUAAAGGCACGACAAGAGUAUUUAAAACAACAGCGGGACAAGCUGUUGGCUUUAAAGAAGCAAGUUCGUGAAAAACAACUUGGCGCUGAAACUGAAGCGCUGUCUGGCGGUGGCGAAGGCACAGCAAAGUUCCAAAGGCCUAAAUCAGCACGAAUGGCCCAAGCAGCUCUAUCUGGCUCAGCACCAGCUCCGUCUCCAGACGCAAUGCUGUUACGAAGGGCCCUCGCUACUAAACUUAAGACCGAAGUGGUGGAAAGCAGCCAUUAAUAUUUUAGCCUCUUUGAAUUUAAUGUAUUUAUUUUUGGUAUUAAAAGCCUGUGUUAGGCCGUUGACCUUUGACGAAGGGUGACACUUGCAGAAAGCACUUGCGUUAAUCAAUUGUAAGAAGGACAAAAUCCUCUUUUGAUUUUACAUAAUGCUUAUAUUUUUAUGUACUUCUUACUCACAGGUUCCGCUUCAACUAUAAAGAAUAAGGGGUCUUUGAAGUGGUUUGUUUUUGUAUUUGAUAUAAAAUAUGUUAGAAAUAGGUGUUUCAGAUUUCUCAAACUAUUCUUAAGAAAAACAUUACAUGGGCAGCCCAAAUUUUACCACUCCGAAAGUCAGGCUAGGCUCUUUGUAACAAGCAGGUCCAAAAAUGUAUUUAUUUUUCUUUCUAAUUCUAAUAACCGUUUUCCAUAGAAGUUAUGGCUGAUGUUUUUGUUUAUUAUGAGCUUGUUUGAAGAACUUGUCGCAAUUGCUUAUCAAUAGAUGUAUUGUUCUUGUUAGUGACAAAAUGUUUCACUAAGAUUAGAUCGUCGAAAUAAAUAACACAAGAUGUAUCGUAUUUCUUAUAUUUAUAUUGCUUACGUAACUAGUGACAUAAAAUUAGCAUUAUUAUAAGCUUAUUUAUUUUACACAACUCGCCAAUAGUUAAAUCUAUUAUAAAUUUAAUUCUGUGUAUAAAUUAGUUUACGAUGGUCAACCACCUAGACAGAUAAAAAAUAGUUAUUGUUACAGUCUACUUUUAUCUAGAAAUUUAAUCAACGGAAGUCAUUUCAAGGAAUAUAAAAAAUCAAAUAUAAUUGACAGUCGGAUGAUGCCGCUCGAUAAACACUUUACCAAUAACCGUGCGUUACUCGUAAGGUGAUAUGGAAACCAGGCAUUAUUCACAGGACAAAUAAAGUACACAAAAUAUUUACAAAUUUCUGACAAUUCAUUCCACGCUCGUAAAAUUUUGUCUCGCCGUCGCUGUGCAUAAGUUAAAAAAUGAUUUAUAGGAUUGCGUCGAUGUAGUUUGAAUUACAACAUUUUGAGAUCAAAUUUAUAAAAACGGUUAAAACUGAUAUGUUUUGGACUGUUAAAAGAAUAAAAUAACGGCUAGGUAACUUUAAAAAAGCCUGUUUCAUGCAUAAUAAUACAAUUAAGGUUAAAUAACAGUCGGGGUCUCCUACGCCUAAACUAAGUCUUAUUGUGUUAGAGACCGCAAGCGUCAUUUUCGAAAUGUCGGAAGGACUAAGAAAAUUACAAUUACGUUUUUUGUAAUUGUAUUUUAUUAACGAUAGAGUACAAAUAAUUAAAUCUAUAUU
Messenger RNA from Pieris napi, 2432 nucleotides. Its product is annotated as cilia- and flagella-associated protein 36. Gene Ontology annotation, cellular component: ciliary base; axoneme. NCBI's taxonomy places the organism in Eukaryota, Metazoa, Arthropoda, Insecta, Lepidoptera, Pieridae. The record is from RefSeq and is a predicted model, not a curated record. The coding region runs from base 142 to 1134 and encodes 330 amino acids. The transcript is spliced from 7 exons.